UUGAAGAUAAGAAAGUGAAUUAUCUGUUUUAUUUUGUUUCGGUUAAAUAUGAUUUGUUUGAAUAAGCUUAUUUUUCGUAAAUAAAAGAUUUAUCUUCAAAUCCAUCGAGUAAAAUGAGAUAAUGGGUAGGUGAUGGCAAAAGAAGUUAGUAAUAUACAGGAAUAUGUCAAAGAAUAUACAACUGAUUUGUCGAGUCUGUCUGAGGAAAUGUAAAAGCAGACAUGUUUCACUACUAGAAGUUUUUCAAAUAAAUGCGGAACAGGCAUCAGUAACAUAUGCCGAGGCUUACAAGGAUUGUACGCAAUUGGAAAUCGAAAUUGGCGUGGAUGGCUUACCCGUGUGGCUGUGUAAUAGCUGCAGUCGAGAUCUUCAAUAUGCUUAUGAGUUUAGGAUUAAGGCAAAGAAAAGUGCUGGCACACUCCUUAUUCAGAUAAGAGCUCAAAACGAAGAAAAAUCUCGCCGGGUACCAUCACCAUCCGAAUUUGAGUUACCUGAUAAUAAUGCAGCGCUGGGUUAUGCUCUCGCUGAUGCCGACGUAAUUGAUGCAUGUAGUAGGCAAGUGAUGGAAUGUGACAAAGAUCCGCUGGAGGAGUCAGACAGUGACAAUGAAGUAAGAGGUGAAGUUGCUCCAGCUAUAAAUAAGCUAGAAUCACACACUUCAUCUCAGACCAACUCAGAUUUUAUUUAUGACAGCGAAGACGAAAAGCCUCUAAAAUUACUUAUGACUGGCAAUCAAUCUGAAGUUGUGAGCCCUUUUGAAAAGGAUCAAUGUUCAUUCGAUGACGAUGACGAGUUUAUUGCUGAAGAAAAUACGACUAAAGAAAAAGUUACUGAUCCAAUGUUUUCGCCAGAAGCACAAAUUUUUCCAAAAGGACGAUUCAAAUGUGCUAUUUGUGAACAGCGGUAUUUUACUGCAGCUGGUUUGAAGGCACACAUGGAGGUUCAUUUAGCGAAAAGUUGCAUAACAAAAAAGAAACGUGGACGAAAUAAACAACGUAAAGCUCCAAAAAAAGUUAACAUUAAUGAAGACUGUGAAAACUUGAUUUUGAAUCCAACUAACGAUGAUGAAAAACUUGCCACCGAAGAAACAAAGUAUCAGCAAGAACAGCAAUCACAUGAAAAACCACCUAAAUCGAAAGAACCCAAACCAAAACGCAUGUUUCCGUGUCAUGUAUGCGGUAAACAUAUGAUAUCGGCUUCCAAGCUGCGCUACCACAUGGUAAUGCACACUGGUGAAAAGGACUAUCUCUGCACAAUGUGCCCAAAAGCAUACUCCACGAUUUAUGCGCUUAAGCACCAUAUACGUACACAUACUGGUGAAAGACCGUAUGAGUGUAAGUUUUGCGGAGACCGUUUUCUGCGACCGACCACACUUAAAAGUCACCAGCGCCGUCACACAGGCGAACGUCCUUAUGGCUGUGAUAUAUGUGGUAAACGCUUCAUACAGCACUCGUCGAUGACAACACACAUGAAGCUUAAUCAUAUGGAUAAAACUAUACAAUGUCCGCACUGUGAUAAAAAAUACGCACGUCAAACCGAUUUGAAUACGCAUUUACUUAGUCACACCGGGGAUAAACCGUAUUCAUGUCAGUUGUGCCCCAGUCGCUUUGUGCGCCAAGCAAAUCUCAAUAAGCACAUGAAUCAACAGCAUGCUGAAAAGACUAAUUUAUCCAAAUGCACGCAGCUAAUUGACGAUGCCAAAGCAGAAGCAAAUGGAAGUGUUGCUGUUCCAGACAAAUCACACGACUACACUGUGGGUAAAUUAACUGAUAAAAGUAUGCUAAGUGAAGCAAUGACAAGUGAUUUUGUGGAUAAGUGUUACAAUUUCAACAGAUUCGAACACAUGACUGUCAUAUACUCAACAAAUAAGUCCCCAGCGGCCAUCUAAUUCACGUCUACAUAACUGCAGCUGCACAGUAGCGCCGGCCAGUAAUAAAGUGCCAGUCAGCGCGCAUAAUUGCGAUAUCACAUCUGCAGACGCUCAUGAAGUUUGAUGAAUUUAAACGCAACGUUCUCAAGCCGCGACUAGCAAACGUCACGUCAGCUAAUAAAGUCUGCCAAAAAAUUUUAUGCGAAAUUCGCAAAUCGCUUGCUGCAAUGCAACUUACAGCACUCCACUAAAAUAUAUUAAAUCAUAAAUGCUAUUAUUUUGAAAAAAUUGUUGGCCUGCGCGCUUCGACAAAUUACUGCUAAAUAAUAUAGACAACAAAGCAAUUCGGUGCACAGCAACCACAAAAGCGAAAAUAGAAAAAUACAACAACAAAAAAGGGGAAAAUGGUUGCCGAAAUAUUGCUGCAAGCAUAAGCUGUGCCAACAAAUGCUUAACAAGUUGUCGUUGCCGCUUUAACUGCUGUGCACUUUGCCAAAGUGCGCGUACUUUGGCUCGCGUUCGUCGCUUAAGUCUUUUGUAUCGCUUGAAGUGUGCUGGGUGUUGACUGCUGAAGGUGACUUUCGGCGGCACUUCAUUAUGUUGCUACAGCUGUGGAGGCAUCUGGUGCUGAUUGCCUUGCAGAUAGCUGUAUUUGUUGUUGUUGUAAGAUAUUUUUACUAUUAUUGAUAUAUUUUAUUGUUGAAUAAAUU
Bactrocera tryoni is the source of this 2580-nucleotide messenger RNA. RefSeq names its product zinc finger protein 383-like. The record is from RefSeq and is a predicted model, not a curated record. Gene Ontology annotation, cellular component: nucleus. Bases 164 to 1888 code for a protein of 574 amino acids. Gene Ontology annotation, biological process: regulation of DNA-templated transcription. NCBI's taxonomy places the organism in Eukaryota, Metazoa, Arthropoda, Insecta, Diptera, Tephritidae. Gene Ontology annotation, molecular function: DNA-binding transcription factor activity, RNA polymerase II-specific; zinc ion binding; RNA polymerase II cis-regulatory region sequence-specific DNA binding. The transcript is spliced from 8 exons.